Molecule: messenger RNA, 2667 nt
Organism: Trichechus manatus latirostris (Florida manatee)
Lineage: Eukaryota; Metazoa; Chordata; Mammalia; Sirenia; Trichechidae
Gene: BTNL9
Product: butyrophilin like 9
Biological process (GO): regulation of cytokine production; T cell receptor signaling pathway
Cellular component (GO): external side of plasma membrane
Molecular function (GO): signaling receptor binding
Source: RefSeq, a predicted model, not a curated record
AUGUCUUUCCCCUUCUCAGAGCCGCGGGGUCGUCUGGCCCCCAGCUCCGAUGAGCGGCCUAGGACUCUGCCCUCCCGACCCUGCGAAGCCACGGCCCCAGGAUGCACUGGGAGGGAGCCGGAGCCCCAGCCACUAGGAGCCUGCUGUGGCCCCACUGUUCCGGCCAGCACGACCUGCUGCGGGCAUCGGGGACCGUGCCGAGGCCGCCAGCAGAAGGUGGGGGCGCCGGGAGGCCUAGCCUCCGGGAGUCUGACCAGGGUCCUAGCAGGACGCAGGGGUCAGGAGCAAAGCAGGCUGCUCCGAGAUUCUGUGGGCGACUGGACAGCAGGAGAGGAGACACCCGAACGCAGGGAGGUCCUGAGAGCGGCUGCGCGGCUGGGCGGGGGCGGGAAUGGUCCUACCUUACCUGUUGCUUUUCUACCCACAGGCCAGUGGGAGGUGAUUGGACCAUGCAAGCCUGUCCAGGCCUUGGUGGGUGAGGAUGCGAUGUUCUCCUGCUUCCUCUCUCCUGAGAUGAGCGCAGAGGCGAUGGAGGUGCAGUUCUUCAGGAAUCAGUUCUCUGCCAUGGUCCAUAUCUACAAGAAUGGGAAAGACCAGACAUAUAUGCAUCAUGGGAGAAUGAAGGACUUAAUUGCAGAGGAGCAUGUCUUCCUGAAGCUGAAAGACAUCACUCCCUUGGACGCUGACAUGUAUGGGUGCUGGUUCAGUUCCCAGACUUAUUAUCAGACGGCCACCUGGGAGCUGCAAGUGUCAGCUUUGGGCUCAAUUCUUCUCAUUUCUAUCAUGUGAUAUGUUGAUGGAGGAAUCUGCUAGUCCUCAGGCUGGUUCCCCCAGUCCACAGUGAAGUGGAAAGGGCCACAGGGACAAGAUUUGCCCUCAGACUCCAAAGUGAAUGCGGACAGGCAUGGCAUGUUUGAUGUGGAGACUUCCUUUACAAUAAAAUAAAAUGCUGGAAAUAUAUCAUGUUCCAUUCAGCACGCUGAUCAGAGUUGAGAAACGCAGUCCAGUCUAUGGAUAGCAGGUGGCCACCACUGCUGGCAGGAGAUGGAGAAUUUCCCAGUCUCCCUGGACUCUUGGUAUCGAGUACCUCUGCCUAGCAGUCUCUUCUUCCUCAUCCACCUCCUUCUCUUCCCACCUGGGAAGCUGAGUUCAGAGGAAGUCAAGGUGGUAGGCCCUGGGGAAUCCAUCCUGGCCCACAUCGGGGAAGAGAUAGAGUUCUCGUGUCACCUGUGGCCAGACCUGGACGCCGAGCACAUGGAGAUCCUCUGGUUCCGGAGCCAGACCUCUGACGUGGUCCACCUGUACCAGACGGGGCAGGAGCUCUCAGGCCAGCAGAUGGUGGAGUUCCGGAACAGGACCAAACUUAUCAAGGAUGGGAUUAGAGAUGGCCACGUGAUCCUGCUGCUCCACAGCAUCGUCCCCUCUGAUGAGGGCCCCUAUGGAUGCCGCUUCCGCUCCAGUGAUUUCACUGCCGAAGCUCUCUGGGAGCUGGAGGUAGCAGGGAUGGGCUCGGACCCUCACAUCUCCCUUGAGGGCUUCAAGGAAGGAGGCAUUCACCUGAGGUGCAGCUCCAGUGGCUGGUACCCCAAGCCCAUGGCUCAAUGGAAAGGCCAUCAGGGACAGUGCCUGCCUCCUGAGUCUGAAGCCAUCAUACAGGAUGCUCGGGGCCUGUUCAGUCUGGAAACAUCCGUGCUCCUUCAAGGGGGAGCCCAGAGCAACGUGUCCUGCUCCAUCCAGAACACCCUCCUGGUCCAGAAGAAAGAGUUUGUGGUCCAGAUAGCAGACGUUUUUUUACCCAGAACCUCCUCCUGGAAGGGAGCUUUCCUUGGGACUCUGGCAGGACUGUCGCUGCUCAUGGCUCUCCUCAUGAUACUGGCGUUGUACUUCUUUCAAAAGCAACGGAGAAACCAAGAGAAGCUAAAGAAGCUGGCAGAGAAGGAAAAAGAGAAACUCACAGCAGAGCUGGGUAAGUUCUGGGUGGAGUUAAACUGGAGAAGGGCAGAAGGCCAGGCUGAAUGGACAGCAGCCCAAAGAUAUGCAGUGGACGUGACCCUGGAUCCAGCCUCGGCGCACCCCAGCCUGGUGGUCUCCGAGGAUGGCAAGAGCGUGUCCUCCCGCGAGGUGGCGCUGGGCCCGGCCGCGGGUGACCCGCAGCGGUUUGCUGAGCAGACGUGCGUGCUGAGCUGCGAGCGCUUCUCCACGGGCCGACACUACUGGGAGGUGCACGUGGGCCGCCGAAGCCGCUGGUUCCUCGGCGCGUGCCUGGCAACGGUGCCCCGCGCGGAGCCGGCGCGCCUGAGCCCAGCCUCCGGCUACUGGGUGAUGGGGCUGUGGAACGGCUGCGAGUACUUCGUGUUAGACCCGCACCGCGUCGCGCUCACUCUGCGCUUGCCCCCGCGGCGCGUGGGCGUCUUCCUGGACUUCGAGGCGGGAAAGUUGUCCUUCUUCAACGUGUCCGACGGCUCCCACAUCUUCACCUUCACCGACACCUUCUCAGGGCCGCUCUGCGCGUAUUUCAGGCCCAGAGCCCACGAUGGCGGCGAACACCCGGAUCCCCUGACCAUCUGCCCGUUGCCCGUUAGAGGGACAUGCAUCGUUGAAGAGGACGUCAGUGACACCUGGAUACAGCCUUAUGAGCCCUCGGACCCCGCCCUGGGCCUGUGGUGA